GAGGCGGUGCAGGAGGCUCAGGCGCAGGUGACCCUUCUGCAGCAGAAGCUCGCGUCCAACGAGGGCGUGGCUGCUGACCUAACAGCUGCAACCCGCCAGAUAGAGGAUAUUAAGGUGGACAAGCAGGAGGUGGAGCGCAAGCUGCAGGAAGCUCUGCAGGAGGCUUCAGGUCUGCAGCGCGAGCUGCAGGAACGCGACGUGCAAAUCACCAAACUGCAGGAGGGCACGGCGCUGCUGAAGGAUCUAUGCUCGGAGCAGGACGAGCAGCUGGCUCAGCUCGACACGCUCGACGAGAGGAUGCAGCUGCAACGCCAGCAGCGGGAAAAGCUGGAGGAGCAAGUGCAGAGUCUGCAGUGCGAAGUGAAGGCAGCCAAAGCUCAGGUCAACGAGGAGAAGUCUCUGAAGGUUUUCCAGGAGCGGCAGGUUAAGACACUGCAGGCGCAGCUGCAGCAGCAGGAGGCUACGCACCAGCAGGAGCAAGACGCCCUCAACAAACACUGCGACGAAUACGCGGCCAGCAACAGUAAACUGCUGCUUAGGCUGAGUGAGCUGGAGAAGGAGCUGUUCAGCACCGAGGCGACGGUGCAGGCGCUGGAGGAGAGCGCUGAGGUGCAGAAAGAGCAGCUGGAGGCGCUGCAGCAGGAGGCACAGGGACACAUUAAGCACAUCCAGGCCCUCAAGGACACAAACUUUCAGCUAACGCAGGGACUGGAGGAGGCCAUAGAGAAGGGGCAGCUGUACAAGAGGAAGAUGACGGAGCUGGCAGGCCAUCUCGAGGAAGAGCGCGAGGUGAUGCGAGACAAAGAGCUUAGGACGAAGAUGACGACCGAGCAGCAGACGAAGCUGAUAGACUUCCUGCACGCCAAGCUCGACGACAGCAACAAGAAGAAGAGCAGGACGCUGUCUUCCAAGCUGUUCGGUGGGCGUGACAAGGAGAACCAGAGCCUCACCCCCUACAAGUCUCGUUCCCACCUUCCCACCCCCGACAAAUGCACGCUAGCCACCACCCCUCACCCCAACGCCACGCCGCUGCAACACUCCAAGCUCCUCAAGACCUCCUCCACUCCCCCCCAGUCCCACAAAACCCCAUCUACCCUCUUACCCCAGUCCUCACUCAAGCCCCCCGUUGCCAAAACUUCAUCUGCUCAGUUUGCAACUCCCAUGAAUGAGUUCAAGACUCCCAAAGUCGACUUAAGGACUCCCAAAGUUGAUUUCAAGACUCCCAAAGUUGGCACCAGCAAUGCAAGUGUGGCAGCAGGGGCAGAAGGCACCCCCACCACGGGCAGGAGCAGAGAGCUGGCCAGUCGCCAGCGCAUCCGGCACGAUAUCCCACAUAGGUUCGAGCGCAGCAUGAUCGUGCAGGUCGGCCGGUGUUCAGGGUGUCUGUCUAGCGUGCCCCGCGGGAGGUUCGCUUACCGUUGCAGCCACUGCGGUGCGGUGGCCCAUAAGCACUGCACCACUGGGGUGCCUGCGACCUGUGGAUUACCACAGCAACUGGCGCAACACUUCACCCACAACACGCAGACGGCCAAAGUCCUGCAUGAGGGAUGGGUUAAGAUACCCAAGGCCAGCAAAGCCUGCUGGGAGUUCUGCUUCACCAGGCUGCUCUCCAACGGAGACUUGCUGGUGUUCGAUCACGAGCCUAGCGACGCCGGCGACUGCAGCCUGGCUGCUCCACCAUCUUGCAACGCACCUACCUCUGCAGCAGGUGUUUCAGAGCUGCAGCCUACCUCCACCAUCUCACUGUGCGUGCCCAACUGCAGGCUGGAGGUGGUGUCUGCUGUGCCCAGGUCGGAGAUACCAGCUACUUCUACCGUCGACCUGCCAUAUGUGUUCAAGGUGGACGUCCUGCGCGGCUACCAGCAGUCCAUCGAGCGCCUCUACCUCAUGACGAGUAACUUCGAGCAGAAGCAGCGCUGGGUCGCCGCCCUUGAGCAUGUCGCCCAACAGUGUGGUGACAGCGUGAGCGUGACAGGCGACAGCAACGUGAGAGUGCUGCCUCUACUGCAGCUACCAGCAUCUUCCCUCACCCCCAACACACUCAUCUUCAUCCAUGAUGACGUGUGCCUGCUGGGGUGCGAGGAGGGACUGGUGUCCUGCAGCGUGGAGGGGUCGGGAGAGCUCCUGAAGAAAGCGCGGCUGGGGAGCCUGAGUGCCGUGCAGCAGCUCCUGGACAUACCCACUGCCCAGAGGGUGGCUGUUAUCGCUGGGGAGGACCGUAGCGUGUACUUGCUGCCCCACGCGACGCUGCUGGGGGCGGCCCGCCACUGCAGCGCCGACGAGCCCAACGUCCCCCACGAGGCCGUGGCUGCCCUCAGCGGCGUCAGGUGCCACCUGCUCGCCACUGGCGUCACCACCAACGGCGCCACCUUCAUGUGUGCCGCUGCUGAGGACAGGGUCAGCAUCUUGGUCUGGGACACAAGCAGCAGCCAGCUGCAGGUGGUGCGGCAGUACGGCACCCAGGAGGCCUGCACCAGCUGUCUCUUCACGCCAGCUGCCCUCAUCGUAGCCGCGGACAAGCUCUACGAGAUCGACCUCACCAGCUUCAGCAUUGAAGAGUUCCUUGAUGAGAGCGACACGUCGCUGGCGUAUGCGGUCUACGGCACCGCUCGCCUCAGCUCUUAUCCCCUGGCCAUACUGCAGGUGUCGGAGAGCGGCAAGUAUGGCGAGUUUCUGAUCUGCUUCAACGAGUUCGCUUUGUUUGUGGAUCCUUACGGCCAGAGGUCCAGGGAGCACGACAUCAAGUUCACCAGGGUGCCCAUUGCAAUAGAAUACUGUGACGGGAAGCUCUAUCUUCUGCACUCCAACUGCAUUGAGGUGCUCAGGAUCACCAGUGACAGUUUCACCAAGGUGACGUCAUCACAGACUGGCUUGGAUGGGCCUGAGUUUGACUCGAGCAGCCUGGGUCCCAGCUGCCUGUCCGCCUCUAUGGCCCUCAGCCAGCCUCACCUGAUCGGCAAGCGUGCAGGCGGAGUGGUGGUGCGAUGCGAGGGCGAGCAAGGGUCGCUUGACGUGCUGCAGCUCACUGCAGAGUUCCCCUCCGCUGCCCUCAGCGGCUCUUGGUCCAGCCUGCCCAGCGCCAUCACCACUGCGUCGUCCGACAUAGCGGACAUCACGAGCGAGACGUCGGGAAGUCACAGCGUCGGCGAGAAGAGGAAGCAGGACGGCAAACCCGCGGCAUCCUCCUCCGCCCGUGCCUCAGCGGCCCCCGCCAAGCGCUCCAAGCAAGACCUCGCUCACUGAGCUGACCAGGACGCUACACGUUUACCGUUAACACUAACCCGUAGUUAGACUUUAUAAUGCCUCAGAGAAGGUCAUCUUUUUUUUCGACAAAGCUUCAAUUCCUGUAACCUUUCGGGUGGUCAUGAACGAGUACCUAGUAAACUCUGACGCCGGUAGUGACCGCAGUUUCUGUUUCCAGUGCGGGUAUCCGCUCGGUUUUACUCAAACAAGAUGGAUAUAGAGUUUAAUCCAACAAUAAGAUAAGAUCUUGAUUAUUCCCACCUUUUUCAACUCUUUCUCACUGAUGAGAGAGUGGGAAAAGAUGUGAGCACGUGUUGAGCGAUUGUUUAUCCACCAUCAGCAGAAGCACUUGCUAAUAGUAGAAGAAAUUGUGUGUAGACCCUCGAUUAGCCUAUUUUUAUUCGAAUUUUGUUCGUUGUACUCGUUUUAAUGCAGCAAAUGUAAUGUACCAAACUGAAAAUAUUCUAGGGUUCUUUGGCAUUUGAUGCUUUCUUCAAUCAACUCUAACCAUCAGUUACGCAGAUAUCGACCCGAAGUAUGCAGGUUUAAAAUCCCAAGCGUUAUCCCUCUUUGCACGGAUAUCAGUUCAUUAUCCCUUCUAUUUUAAUCCCUCAUUACACGUCUGUUCGUUCUUUAUCCCUUAUGUGUUAAACAUUUAACAGGAGUUCUCCAGUGCUUGUUCAUCAUAAGUAUUCAGAUAGACGCUAAUUAGCUUCUCAUCCAGUCUCGGUAGGUGUGAAGCGUGAAACUCGAGUACGCUUAGAAUUAGUAUGAAGAGUUAUAUAAUGCAAUGGCCACUUUGGUCGCUCCUUGCCAGAAACCUUUAUUCCUC
This is a messenger RNA of Hyalella azteca, 4075 nucleotides long. RefSeq names its product citron Rho-interacting kinase. Gene Ontology annotation, molecular function: protein serine/threonine kinase activity. Gene Ontology annotation, cellular component: cytoplasm; cytoskeleton. NCBI's taxonomy places the organism in Eukaryota, Metazoa, Arthropoda, Malacostraca, Amphipoda, Hyalellidae. The record is from RefSeq and is a predicted model, not a curated record. Gene Ontology annotation, biological process: peptidyl-threonine phosphorylation; actomyosin structure organization.